Molecule: messenger RNA, 2181 nt
Organism: Nematostella vectensis (starlet sea anemone)
Lineage: Eukaryota; Metazoa; Cnidaria; Anthozoa; Actiniaria; Edwardsiidae
Product: F-box/LRR-repeat protein 2
Exons: 2
Coding region: 1-1818 (605 amino acids)
Biological process (GO): SCF-dependent proteasomal ubiquitin-dependent protein catabolic process; positive regulation of protein ubiquitination
Cellular component (GO): SCF ubiquitin ligase complex
Molecular function (GO): protein binding
Source: RefSeq, a predicted model, not a curated record
AUGCAAAAAUGUUUUAAGAUACAUCCUAUAAGUAUGUCUGAGCCAUCAGUACGCGAAAAGCCGCUGAUACGCGAAGAAGAGCCGCCAUUACGCGACGAAGUUUCACCGAUAAGCGAAGAAUCGUCAAUACGCGAAAAAGUUUCGUCGAUUCGCGAACAUUCAUCGAUACGAGAGGAAGUUUCGUCAAUAGGCGAACAAGUUUCGUCAUUACGCGAAGAUUCGCUAAUACGCGAAGAAAAUUCGUCAAUUCCCGAAGAAGAUUCGUCAAUAAAGGAAGAAGUUUCGUCAAUACACAAAGAUGUUUCAACGAUACGCGAAGAUUCGCUAAUACGCGAAGAAAAUUCGUCAAUUCCCGAAGAAGAUUCGUCAAUUCCCGAAGAAGAUUCGUCAUUAAGCGAAGACGGUCCGCCAAUACGUGAAGUUAUAGCUAAGGUCAUCUCUCCCGAAGUAAUAUGUGGAGCCACACUGCUGGGGAAGAUGACGCAUGUGCAGAGGGUUCAGCGACAUCUACAAAUAGCAGCCAUCCCGGUGAUGACCCAACUUUGGAUACCGGGGACCCGUGACCCGGACACAGGUGGGCCAUCCCGGACACACAUUGCGGAGCUACCAGAGUCUUGUCUUCUUAGGGUGUUUUUCUACCUCGACGAGGCCCAGCUCGGUCGGGUCGCCCGAACAUGCACGACCUGGCGCCGAAUUGCUUACGACUGCUCCUUAUGGACCCGAGUCGACCUCCGAAGAUAUCAAGAUAAGAUCGACGAACUUCGACUCACUAAGAUCAUACAAUCACGUAUGAGUCCGCUGCUUUACAAGCUCAACCUUAGCGGGCUCACCUUGUCGCCGAGAGUGUUCCGAUUACUAGCCAAAGAAUGCAAGAAACUUCGGGUUUUAAGUCUAGAGUCGUCGACAUUUGUUGAGCAAUUUGAGGACGCGGUGAAUUCUUUUCCUAGGAACUUAGACUACUUGGAUAUACGGCAUACUACUGGAGACAAAAGCGCGUUCAAAAUAAUCGCAUUAACUUUACAAGGCGUACGGUGUCUUGGACUAAAUGACGAAAUCAUUAAAAGUUCUCAGGACAAAUCAGAAAAUCUAGAAAAGAUGUUUUCAGGAUUCUCUGCUACAAAGAUCUUAGAAUUCAGCUACUGCACCAAACUGAGCGAUGACAUGGUCGGUCACCUUGCAGCGUUUGGACUACGCCUUGAAUCCCUCUGCCUGCGGCGAUGUAACUCCAUAAUAGGCAAAUCCCUUCCAUUGCUGAUCAACUCCUGUACUCUCCUUACAUCACUUGUCCUUGACGGUACAUCAAUAGACGACGACGCCCUUAUGUCAGUACCUUGGGAGAAUUCAAUAAUCUCUGACGUUGAUCUAUCCUGGUGUCGGCACUUAACCGAAGUCGGUCUCUGCGCAAUUCUCCCUAAGCUGUCGCGGUUACGGUAUCUAAGGAUCUGUUGCUGUGGUUACGGGCACGCCUUGACAGACCAUGUCCUUGAGGAGAUGGCCGUGAGAAAAUACGCAUGUCUAGAAAUCAUGGACGUUAGUUACAGUAACAGCAUCAGCAAUAGCGCGCUUGCUCUGUUGAUAGCGAGCACUGAAUCGCUGAGCUAUCUACGCAUGCAUCACUGUCGUAACAUUACGCCAGACAUUAUCGAUCUUAUUCGACCUGAUUCCAAGGUGUUCAUCGUGGCGAAUUUCCCUAUGGAAUUUGACAAGUUGAAUAACAAUAUGAUUAUGAAGAGCGCAGUGAACUCUUGCGUGGACCGUUGGCCGACACCGAUGAGAAUGAGAAAAUUGGCCCUGGAAAGCGUAAUGUCGUGGAAGUAAUUCAGAUGACGGGGUUUAAAAGUUAUUAUAAGCUGCUUCACAAGGGCAAGAUGCAGAGUAAAUUAUAUGCUAUUAAAUAAUAUGAUCGAGUGCUUUUGUCUUUCAUGGUAAAAAGAAAUUGGCAGCAUUGAAUUAAUUUAAAAAAAGGUCCUUCAUUCAAAAAGCAUUAAUUUCGAACACACACGCACAAAUAAAAGCUUGAAACCAAACCAAAAGAUAAAUUUAAAAUCAAUUACUCUUAUAUUGGACUUAACCGUACUCAAAAACGUGACUCGAGACUGAUACCACAAGGAGCCCAAGAUCACAGUUAGUUUUUUGGGAGGUUUUGUGAGAAAUUCUUAAUAAAAAAACACGAAACUCGUC